This is a messenger RNA of Mizuhopecten yessoensis (Yesso scallop), 582 nucleotides long. RefSeq names its product sodium-coupled monocarboxylate transporter 1-like. Lineage: Eukaryota; Metazoa; Mollusca; Bivalvia; Pectinida; Pectinidae. Gene Ontology annotation, molecular function: symporter activity. Gene Ontology annotation, biological process: sodium ion transport; transmembrane transport. The record is from RefSeq and is a predicted model, not a curated record. The transcript is spliced from 5 exons. Gene Ontology annotation, cellular component: membrane. The annotation marks the transcript as partial.
CUUGAUGUAUUCCGGUCACUGCCCGGUUUAUCUGGUAUCUACAUCAGCUGUUUGUUUAGUGGCGCUCUCAGUACGCUCUCGUCUGGAAUCAACGCGUUAGCUGCGAAUACUGUAGAAGAUAUUCUUGGAGACUGUGUUAAGAAAUCGAAAAUCAUAUCACAGACAUGUGUAGCAAAGCUAUGUGUAUUUUCGUACGGGCUGAUAGUCAUUGGACUGGCAUAUGCCAUCAGCUCCAGGUCUGGGUCGAUAAAUCAGAUAGCACUUUCUGUAUUGGGUGCGUGUGGAGGACCGUUGGUCGGACUCUUCUUUCUUGGUGGAAUGAUACCAAAAGCAAACUGGAUAGGGGCUAUUGUCGGCAGCUUGAUUACUAUGAGCUUCAACAUUUGGUUAUCUGUUGGAGGGCAAAUAUACGGGAAGCGGCCAGUAAAAUUAAUCCAGAAUCCUACGAGUGGGUGUUACCCCAAUAACUUCACGGUAUCAAUGAACGAGUCAUUUAUAUACAGUUAUAACCUUACAAUAAAUACAACUCCGUACGAUGUAAAUGGGACCUCAAGUAUGUCACCAAUAAGUCCUUUCAGGUAA